GACCUGAAGGACAUGACGUCGGAGCAGCUGGACGAGAUCCUCCGGAACCACACGGAGAUCGUGUUCGCGCGGACGUCCCCGCAGCAGAAACUCAUCAUCGUGGAGGGCUGUCAGCGGCAGGGGGCCAUCGUGGCGGUGACCGGGGACGGCGUGAACGACUCCCCCGCGCUGAAGAAGGCCGACAUCGGCAUCGCCAUGGGCAUCACGGGCUCCGACGUGUCGAAGCAGGCCGCUGACAUGAUCCUGCUGGAUGACAACUUCGCGUCCAUCGUCACGGGCGUGGAGGAGGGUGAGGGGCCGG
This is a messenger RNA of Suricata suricatta (meerkat), 301 nucleotides long. Its product is annotated as sodium/potassium-transporting ATPase subunit alpha-2-like. The annotation marks the transcript as partial. Gene Ontology annotation, biological process: potassium ion import across plasma membrane; intracellular sodium ion homeostasis; sodium ion export across plasma membrane. Gene Ontology annotation, molecular function: ATP hydrolysis activity; P-type sodium:potassium-exchanging transporter activity; ATP binding. The transcript is spliced from 2 exons. Lineage: Eukaryota; Metazoa; Chordata; Mammalia; Carnivora; Herpestidae. Gene Ontology annotation, cellular component: membrane. The record is from RefSeq and is a predicted model, not a curated record.